AUGUUCCAAGUCCUAGUCACAUUGUCCGUCGCCGUGGUGGCCAGUGCCCAAAUCUGCUGUGUGCCGAAACAAUGGGAGGGUGUCCAAGGAAACCUUUUAGCCAUGACAACAGAUAAUGCCGCGCAACCAACUAUUGUGUCGUCAUCCUAUCUGAUUUCGUACGAUGCCACAAACAAACGUGUUGCUACCAUUCAAUCUGUCAGCAGCGGCAACUACACCAACUCUGCUGGAGUCAUUCUUGACUAUGCCGCGGGCAUUCAGUACACCGUCCAGGGACCCAAGUGUACAAAGACCACUCUAGGAGUUUUCGUGGAAAGCUGUAUUCCCUCUGAUGCCCAUAAAGACGGAGACACAUACUACGGCGCUUUUACACCAAUCAACGUAACCGCAUACUCUUACGUUAAAAACGGUUUCCAAGUGUAUUCAACUAUGACAACCGACACAUGCGCACCAGUACAAGAAGUUGUUUAUGGGGAGUUUGAAGGCAGUCGGUACAUGCAGUCCCUCGGUUACAGUAAUAUCACUCCCGGUAUCAAGGACCCAAUGGUAUUCAUGCCCCCAGAUUUCUGUGAUAAUGUCCCAGUAAUCAAAACAAAUUUGCCUACUAUGCCAUUGUUUUGA
Ylistrum balloti is the source of this 621-nucleotide messenger RNA. Its product is annotated as ependymin-like. Gene Ontology annotation, cellular component: lysosome; extracellular region. The record is from RefSeq and is a predicted model, not a curated record. The coding region runs from base 1 to 621 and encodes 206 amino acids. The transcript is spliced from 6 exons. NCBI's taxonomy places the organism in Eukaryota, Metazoa, Mollusca, Bivalvia, Pectinida, Pectinidae. Gene Ontology annotation, biological process: cell-matrix adhesion. Gene Ontology annotation, molecular function: calcium ion binding.